GCCUCCUCAAAAAAAAAAAUAGGAUGAGAAAAUAAUCCAUAUUACAUAUAAAACAACACAAAUAUUACAAAUUACGACAUUAAAAAGAGCGCAAGUCACUCAUAUUUCUAAAGGAACACUGCCCAACAGCGACACCCGCAGGCAAAGUUACAGCAGGAGUCAUGCCUCCCUUUCCACUCGUAGAAAACCAUUAGACCCUCUAUAGUGUGCGGUGGGUUUUGUGGGGGGUAAUUGAGAAUGAAUGGGGGAAAGUCACGUGAGAGGGGGGAAAGUCACAUGAGAGGAGGCAAUGUCUCCAUCGCGCUAUGAUUGGAUGUAAUUGGUUAUGAUUGGAUAUGAUUGGUUUGUGCGAUAAAUCCCGCCUCUUGUUUCCGUGCACGUGCUGUGCGUCAGUUUGAAUGAACAAAUGAUGGCGUCAGUGGGAAGACUAAUUGAAAAGUAAGUAAACAUAUCACCCAGUUAGAUAUCAUCGCUUUAUGUUAUGUCAAAAUCAAACUUGAAAUGGACUGAAAACAUGUUUUUUAGUGCAAUCAGCUUUUGGUGUAAUUAAAAAUGCAUCUUCGUGUCUGUGACAGACGGUGUUUACAGAGCAUGACUGAUGAUCCAAAAUAGCCUAAGUUGACUAUUAAAAAGAAAAACAUCAAUACACAAAUAAAAUAUAUUGUUUGAAUUGUUACAGCCUAUGGUUAUUAUUUUGGAAUGAAUGUAGAAAUGCUUAAAACACUAACUUGAUGAGAUUGACUUGGUUUUGAUAAACAGAACAUUUAUUACAAUACAUUGUUAAUGUAAAAUUACAAAAUAGAAUUGUAUUUGGUUUCUUUUUUUUCUUUUUUGAUGUAAUGUAAUGUUCAUUUAACAAGGAAGAUGUGUCAACGUUAAGAGUAAUGCACAUGAAUUUACAUUUGAUUCAUAAAUAAAUAAAAAAUGUGCUUCCUCAUUUCAGAACACCACUGCACGCCACUUAUAUAUAUAUAUAUAUAUAUAUAUAUAUGGAACUGAAAUGAUUUAAUACAUUUCGUGUGAUUGCAGACCACAUUCGGCUUUAGAUGGAAAAACCACACGCCUCAGUCUUUUUUUGUAAUGUCAUCAUUGAAAAGAUCUGUUACUAGCGGUGUAGCUUAAAAAAAACCAUGAUGUGCAAGCACAUGAAGUUGUCAGUGAAAUACCUAAUAAUAGUGUUUCUGUUUUUAGAAAAACUAAAUGCAAGCAAUUCAUAGUCUCCUCAUGACAUCAAAAUAGGCAUUAAUUACUUUCUUAAUACACAUUCAUGGUCUUACUGCACACAAUUCAUCAGCGCGUGUUACUCCAGAAAAAAAGCAGCUUUCCUUUUCAGCUAACGUCUUGAAUAUCUCUAAUGUUUCAUCCUCUCUUUUCAAUCUGUAAUGUUUAACACCCCUACCUGCACACACAUAGAAAUACAAUUUCAGUGUGUGAAAGUGUAAGCCUUUAUAUUGACAACCACACUAACCUAUCCACUACAUCCUGUAAGUGCAGUCUUAAAAGGGACUCUAUCUGUCUGUCUGUCUGUCAGUCUAGCUAUAAAUACACAUACACACACUUUUAAUUAUUAUUAUUAUUAAUGUGCCUAAGGCAGUUAGUUAAGAGAUUAAACUUUGCAGAUGCUUAGCUGCUAUUUUUUUUUAAAACCACAAAGGAAAUGGCUACAUGUAGGGUUUUUUUUUUUUUCUUUUUUCCCCCCUGUACAACAUGCGUAUACUAGGUUAGAAGUGGCAAAGGACCACAUAACACAACAAGGAACAAGCAUUUCAUAACUGAUUCAUACGGAUUUGACUGCAAGCAAACAGAUUUAUCACUAAAAUGGAAAACUGCACAAAUGUCUACAUGGUGCUAAACAGCAUAGAGAAAGUGGCCAUCGGCACGAUCUGUCUCAUAAUCGCACCCUUCAGCCUCCUGGUCAAUGUGCUUGUUCUGGUUGUCAUAGCCAGCUCUGGGAACUUGCGGCGACAUUCGUCAUACCAGUUUAUGGGAAGCUUGGCACUGGCUGACACUAUCGCAUGCUGCUCUUUCACCAUCACCUUCCUGGAAUUCCACCUUAAAUCGGACAACUCUUCUGAGGAAACAAAGUAUCUGCUUAAGCUGAGUGGUGUGACCAUAGCGUUUACGGGCUCAGUUGGAAGUCUGCUUUUGAUGGCAGUAGACCGCUAUUUCGCCAUCUACAAGCCUAUCACCUACAAGAUCCAACUGACAAGUAAAAGAGCCUUGGUGGGUAUUGUGACAUUAUGGGCCGUUGCUGCCCUCAUUUCCUUCCUUCCUCUGAUGGGCUGGUGUUGUAAGACUUGUCAAACGUGCUCCAAUCUCUUUCCAUACGUGGAUCGCUCCUACCUGGCAUUCUAUGCCAGUCUUGUGUUGGUGGUGCUCAUCCUCAUACUGAUAGCCUAUGCCCUGAUAGUGUUUUGGGCCCACCAACAUGAAGCCAGCAUGAACACUGAUCAUCCAGGGCUGGCACGUAUGCGCGUGGACAUCCAUUUGGCAAAGACUUUUUGCUGUAUAAUUGUGAUUCUGUUAGUGUGUUGGCUGCCUGUCCUUUCCUUCAUGAUGACAGAUGUAGUUACGGCCGAUCUUUCAAAACCACAAAAAAGUGCAUUUGCUUUCUGCAGUACUUUAUGUCUGCUGAACUCAGGCAUCAACCCAUUGUUUUAUACUCUGCGCUGCCGUGAGCUACGUGCAGCACUUAAAUCAUUAGUAAAUGGUUUAAGGAGAUGCAAGGGUUGUAGUUCACCAGCUAGUAACUAAUACUAGCUAGUAAACAACAUUUAGCUAAAAAACAGAAGUGUUAGCUCCAAAACCUAACAACAGCUUUAUAAUAAUAUGUAUUGUUUAUUCAUAUAUUGUAUAUUCAGCUUUGUGUACACUUUAUAUCUGUAAAAAAUAAAAAGAAGGUAGGAAAGAAGAGACAGACAGGAAGCAAACACAUUUAAGAUUAGCAUGUUAGUCCGCUUUUAUGAUUUUCAUUGUAUGCUGAUUUUUGCAUAUUAUUUUUCAUGAGUAAAUAUUUACUUUAAUAUGGAAGCCUGUAUCUGCCCUCUCUUAAUUGUGAGCUGAAGUUUAGAAUAACAUUUAAAGAGAUAAAGUCGCAUUUUGAGAUAUUAAUCAAGCCAUAAUUACUGCAUAUAAGGUGAAUACUGAGAUAUAGUAUACACUACUGUUCAAAAGUUUGGAGGCAGUAUUUUUGGUGCACAAAAAGUAUUCUAGUUGCUUUAUAAUAAUAAGGUUGGACCACUGUAGUCACAUGAACUGUUUUAAAUAUUUUUUUUAGUAGCUUUCUGGGCAUUGAAAAGGGGAGUGUUAUUGCUGGCUAUGCAGGUCUCACUGAGCCAUCGGAUUUUAUCAAAAAUAUAUUAAAUUGUGUUCCAAAGAUGAACGAAGGUCUUAGGGGUGUAGAACGACAUGAGGGUGAGUAAUUAAUGACAUAAUUUUUAUUUUUGGGUGAACUAACCCUUUAAUUUAAUUUAAUAGAAUUUUAUCUAUUGAAUCUUGAAAACAGUUGUGCUGCUUAAUAUUUUUGUGGAAACCGUGAUACAUUUGUUUCAAGGAUUCUUUGAUGAAAAGACAGUUUAAAAGAACAGCAUUUAUUUGAAAUUGAAAUAUUUUAACAUUAUAAAUUGUAAGUAACAUUAUAAAUAUUAUUACUGUCACUUCUGAUCAAUUUAAUGUGUCCUUGCUGAAUAUAAGUAUUCAUUUCUUUAAAACAAAACAUUACUGAGCCCAAACCUUUUGAAUGGUAGUAUAAAAAGUCACAAUUAUGAGAAAUAAAGUCACAAAUACAAGAAAAAAAUUUGCAAUUAUGAGAAAUAGUCAUGAUUUUGAUAUAAAAAGUCUUGGUUAUUAGAAAUAGUCACAAUUACGCUAAAUAUAAAUAUUAAUUUCUUUAAAACAAAACAUUACUGAGCCCAAACUUUUGAACGGUAGUGUAAAAAGUCACAAUUAUGAGAAAUAAAGUCACAAAUACAAGAAAAAAAGUUGCAAUUAUGAGAAAUAGUCAUGUUUUUGAUAUAAAAAGUCUUGGUUAUUAGAAACAGUCACAAUUACGCUAAAUAUAAGUAUUAAUUUCUUUAAAACAAAACAUUACUGAGCCCAGACUUUUUAAUGGUAGUGUAAAAAGUCACAAUUAUGUGAAAUAAAGUCACAAAUACAAGAAAAAAAGUUGCAAUUAUGAGAAAUAGUCAUGAUUUUGAUAUAAAAAGUCUUGGUUAUUAGAAAUAGUCACAAUUACAGUACCAAUUUAUUUUUUCCCACCAUGGUAACUACAAAUUUUAUUAUACAAAGAGACAUUGCAAGAUUUAAACAAAAGGCUACCAUUUUUAUCCAAUAAAAUCAUAAAUUUUGUCA
Ctenopharyngodon idella (grass carp) is the source of this 4350-nucleotide messenger RNA. RefSeq names its product cannabinoid receptor 2. Gene Ontology annotation, cellular component: membrane. Lineage: Eukaryota; Metazoa; Chordata; Actinopteri; Cypriniformes; Xenocyprididae. The transcript has 2 exons. The record is from RefSeq and is a predicted model, not a curated record. Gene Ontology annotation, molecular function: cannabinoid receptor activity. The coding region runs from base 1819 to 2754 and encodes 311 amino acids. Gene Ontology annotation, biological process: cannabinoid signaling pathway.